AUGAGGAAAUUCAAGGCAGAGCAUGAAGAUACAUGCAGGCUGGGCACGGACACAGGGCAGCUACACGUGCUGGCUUCUGGCCUCGUGCGCCAGGCCCGCGCCUACGCCGAGGCCGCUGCCGCCCCGGCCCCCGCCGCCGGCCCCGGGCAGAUGUCCUUCACCUUCGCCUCGCCCACCCAGGUGUUCUUCCACAAUGCCCUCGUCCGCCAGGUGGAUGUGUCCACGCAGACAGGCUCCUUCGGCAUCCUGCCGUCCCAUGUGCCUACACUGCAGGUCCUGAAGCCUGGGUUGGUAGUGGUCCACGCUGAGGAUGGCACCACCAGCAAGUACUUCGUGAGCAGUGGCUCUGUCACAGUCAACACUGACUCUUCUGUGCAGUUGCUGGCAGAAGAGGCCGUAACGCUGGACAUGCUGGACACUGGGGCAGCCAGGGCGAACCUGGAGAAGGCACAGGCGGAGUUGGCCGGAGCAGCUGACGAGGCCCAGCGGGCGGAGAUCCAGAUCCGCAUUGAGGCCGGUGAGGCCCUGGUGAAGGCCCUGGAGUAG
Elephantulus edwardii (Cape elephant shrew) is the source of this 546-nucleotide messenger RNA. Its product is annotated as ATP synthase subunit delta, mitochondrial-like. Gene Ontology annotation, biological process: proton motive force-driven ATP synthesis. The transcript is spliced from 2 exons. The record is from RefSeq and is a predicted model, not a curated record. Lineage: Eukaryota; Metazoa; Chordata; Mammalia; Macroscelidea; Macroscelididae. The coding region runs from base 1 to 546 and encodes 181 amino acids. Gene Ontology annotation, molecular function: proton-transporting ATP synthase activity, rotational mechanism.